Trypanosoma conorhini is the source of this 1959-nucleotide messenger RNA. Its product is annotated as putative serine/threonine protein phosphatase. The coding region runs from base 1 to 1959 and encodes 652 amino acids. The record is from RefSeq and is a predicted model, not a curated record. The transcript has a single exon. Gene Ontology annotation, molecular function: protein serine/threonine phosphatase activity. NCBI's taxonomy places the organism in Eukaryota, Euglenozoa, Kinetoplastea, Trypanosomatida, Trypanosomatidae. Gene Ontology annotation, cellular component: nucleus; cytoplasm.
AUGUCGACGUCCGCGAAGGAGCUCCAGGCGCUGCGCAAGGAGGAGCUUGUGCAGUGGGUGCUGGAGUUGCAGGAGGAGAAUGUCAGUCUGCAGCGUGAGGUGGAGGAGCUGCGGCGGUGCUCGCCCCGCAGCAAACACCUCGACGUCAACAGCCUCCGGCCGCUGCGGCGGGAGUCGGGGGGGCUGCGCUGCGGGACCCCCACGCGGGCCGGCGCAGCCUCCCCAAACGGCAAGGGCAGCACCUACACGCUGUCCUUCUCCGUGAUGUUGAUUGAGAACGGCACCGCCAUCUCGGUGCCGCUCUCCUCUGUGAUAGACAAAAGCUACAUGCGCCCCGACCUCCGCGACGCCGACACGCCUGUGGUGGCCUCGUCCUUGAUGCGGGACGACUACGACGCGGAGUCGUUUCCGCGCCACUCGGUGGGUAGCCUGCAGAUGGAGCGCUCCCCCAGCGCGAGCGUCGAGGAGCCGCUUGGGCGCAGCAGCGAGCUGCGCGGGUUUGGCGGCGGCGCGUGUGCAGCGCCGUCGGUGGCGAGUAGCGGGGCGGGCCCGGGCCCGAGCGUAAGCGGGAGCGGGGGCGGCCGGCCGUCCAUUUCGUUUGACUUCGUCCCCUCCGACGACGCCAACGAGCCCGCGCCGCAGGACCCCGCGUCGGGUCAGCCGCCCCUCACCGCGCAGCAGCUGGAGCGGGGCCUGCAGGGGCAGGAGGCGCGGCAUCGGAGCAUUCGUCACGAGCUGCGGCGCCUGAGUUUAGGGCGCGUUCUGAAUAAACGCUCGGUUUCGUUAGACGCGGAUGCGCUCGUGUCGUGUCAGACGCUGCGCACCUUCCACCGGCAGAUGCUGGAGGGGGUCAGGGGGCUCUCCCCGCUCUCGUCCCACGGCAACGCCAUUUACCACUACAUUGUGAAGAACUUUGCGGUCCGCAACGGCUGCCGGCACAGCCCCGGCGACGUGGAGGGCUUCGGCCGCACCCUGUGCAGCCUCUGCGGGGAGGUAAAGGCGCUCCUGCAGAGCGAACCCCGCCACGGCAGCACGGUGUCGCCGUGCUACGUCUUUGGCGACCUGCACGGCAACUUUCUGGACCUCUUCUACUUCCUGGACAACCUCAUCUCGUUUCAGGACCUGCGCUACACCCCACACCGCUUUCUCUUCCUUGGCGACUACGUGGAUCGCGGGGACUUCAGCGUGGAGGUGGUGGCGUACCUCUUCUCCAUGAAGGUGCUGGCCCCGGAGAAGGUGCUGCUGCUGCGCGGCAACCACGAGGACACGCUCGUCAGCGGCGACAUCUCCGGCUACGGCAACACCAGCUUCCGGGCCCAGUGCCGCAACCUCUUUGGCCACGCCCUCGGCGAGGAGCUGUGGCAGCGGGCGAGCGAGACCUUUGCGUACCUCCCCCUCACGGCGAACAUUGACGGCCGCAUUUUCUGCGCCCACGGCGGCAUCCCACGCUACCGCGGCGGCGUGGACGACAGAAUGCAGGUCCUCUGCCGCGACGACUUUCCCGCGCUGGAGACGCUCUUCAACGUCCCAGAGGAGGAGAGUCCGCGGGCGCGCAUGUGCCGGCAGAUGGCCAUCGACACCUGCUGGGCCGACCCCGCCGAGGACGAGGGAGCGCUGGACAAGUGGGGCUUCGGCGCCAACCCGCGGGGCUCCGGCGUCAUCCUCUUCGGCUCCGCCGCCGUGGACCAGUUCCUUGCGAACUACAACUUCGAGUACAUCUUCCGCGCCCACCAGGAGAAGUCGGAUGGGCUGAAGCUCAGCAAGAGUGCGCGGGUGUUUACGAUAUUCAGCACCAGCGCGUACGUGGGGCACGAAAACGGUGCCGGGGUCGUGCUCGUUGCGGAUGGAAAGAUUCGCCUGAUCAUCAAAAGCGCCGACGACUGUGCUCAGGCGGGCGACGAGGAGGAAGAGGAGGAGGACGGCGAGGACGGCGACGGCGGCACGGACACGAGGCAGUAA